Psammomys obesus (fat sand rat) is the source of this 1681-nucleotide messenger RNA. RefSeq names its product OCIA domain containing 2 (gene Ociad2). The record is from RefSeq and is a predicted model, not a curated record. Gene Ontology annotation, cellular component: mitochondrial inner membrane. The transcript is spliced from 7 exons. Lineage: Eukaryota; Metazoa; Chordata; Mammalia; Rodentia; Muridae. Bases 298 to 759 code for a protein of 153 amino acids.
UCGGGGAAGGCAGCGGGGAGGUGGUGGGGGGCUUCUAGAAAGUGCUAGAUUCUCCCUUCCAGUGUCACCAACUGGGAGAGAGACUGCGAGUGGGGGCGGGCUGAAGUUGCGGAGUCUUGAGCUGGCGACACGCAGAGGUUCGGGGAGGAGCGAGAGCAGGAAGGAGGAGGCACGAGGGAAGAAAGGAAAGAUCGCAAAGAGAGGUGAAGAGGAGAGGAGAGAAGACCUGGGGCUCAGUUAUCGGGUUGAGGAGGAUUCAAAACACUCACCAGGAAUCGCAGAAAGGACCACGUCAUCAUGGCCUCAGUGUCCACUCAUGAAAACCAAGAGAAAAGCCCCCACCUGCCACCACUGGGCAAACAGAGCCUGUUGUUUUGCCCAAAAUCAAAACUUCACAUCCACAGAGGAGAGAUUGCCAAGAUUAUCCGGGAGUGUCAAGAAGAAAGUUUCUGGAAGAGAGCUCUGCCUUUUUCUCUCGUAAGCAUGCUCGUCACCCAGGGACUUGUCCACCAAGGUUAUUUAGCUGCUAAUCCAAGAUUUGGAUCAUUGCCUAAAGUUGCACUGGCUGGUCUGUUGGGAUUUGGCCUCGGGAAGGCUUCCUAUAUAAGAGUGUGCCAGAGUAAAUUCCAUUUAUUUGAAGAUCAGCUCCGUGGUGCUGGAUUUGGUCCUGAGCAUAACAGGCACUGUCUGCUUACCUGUGAGGACUGCAAAACCAGGCGUGGCUUAAGUGAGAAAGUGUCACAGCCUCCUGCUUCAUAAACCAUGUCUGUGGCUCUCAGUGAUUUUUAAGCCUCUGAGUUUGUACACAUUUAAACUUUCGUGUGCACUUUAAAAUAAUACACUUCUGUUGAAACAGAAACCUUGUAAUUCUCCCUCAUUCCUUUGAUGUGCUAGCUGUUGAAGGCUCUCGACUGACUCACUGAAGAACACCUUGGGAGCCAUCCCACAAUGCCCAGACAAUGAACUAACACCACCACCACCACCACCACCACCACCACACACACACACACACACACACACACACACACACACACACACGCUUGCUUAGAGCUUCCUGAGAGAACUUGAGUGGUUUCUGGGGAGCCUGCCCUGCAAUUCUCUGGUAGAGAACAGGGUGAUGUGGAAGUUAGGUGGGAAGUCAUGACCCAAAGAAAACUCAUUCAUAUGGAACUAGAAAUCCAAGGAAGGUUGUGAUUUAAUAUUAGAAGUCCACCCUAAAGUCUAGGGGCUGAGAUCUGCAGCUUCCUGGAAGGACCACUGGAGGCCUGAAUUAAUUCUAAAAAGUGAGAAGCCUUGGAGCUUUCAGGAGCUCAGAGGCAGCCAAUGGCAUGAGCUGGUCUCCUUCUCCAGACAUGUUAAAUGGGAAGUGUGGGCCUUCCUUUCUGGAACCUUUGCUUUACGGCAGGUUGGCUGAACCCCUUGUAAAAUCUGCCUUUGCAUUUGCAGCAUCUCAGGAAAAUGCUUCAUGUACAUAUCACCAGUUAAAUAUGGGGUGUGUGGGGUACGCACAUGUGUGUGUGUGUGUGUGUGUGUGCUCAGUACAUUUAUAAGCCUGAACAGUGGAGGUAAAAAGGGAAAUUUUACUAAAGGUUAAUGUUUGAUGUGAAAAUUUUCAUUUUAAGCAUCAAAAACAGGUGGAAGUUUAUUUUUGUGUGAACGUUAAGUAAAUGAAAUGGACUGA